Molecule: messenger RNA, 2128 nt
Organism: Acanthochromis polyacanthus (spiny chromis)
Lineage: Eukaryota; Metazoa; Chordata; Actinopteri; Pomacentridae
Exons: 9
Coding region: 152-1357 (401 amino acids)
Biological process (GO): glycerophospholipid biosynthetic process
Cellular component (GO): mitochondrion
Source: RefSeq, a predicted model, not a curated record
UAUUUUAUCCUCACUGUACUGAUGAACACCCUGCGGCCACAAUAACAUGACAGACACUGUGACAGCCAUGUAGCUCCGCCCCCUGGUGACAUCACAGCACUGUGGCUAUAAAGCAGUAGCAGAGAAGAACAGAAACACAACAACAGGAGUCAUGUGGAGCCGAGGAGUCCUGCAGACAAUCAGACGAGUGUCCACCAACAGACAGGCGGGAGUGCUCUUCGAUGUGGACGGUGUCCUCCUCCGUGGACGCUCUGUCCUUCCAGGAGCUCGUCAAGCUAUCAGAAAACUUCUGGACCAAAACAACAACUUCCUGUUUCCUGUCGUCUUUGUCACCAACGCAGGAAGCUGUCAGAGACGGGACAAGGCGGAGCAGCUGUCCAAUCUGCUGGACGUCCAGAUCACCCCUGAGCAGGUGGUUCUUUCCCACAGUCCUUUGCAAAUGAUGAAGAGCUUCCAUGACAGGUGUGUCCUGGUGUGUGGACAGGGACCAACAACCAACAUCGCCAACACUUUGGGUUUCCAGAAGGUGCUGAGCAUCGAGCAGCUCGCACAACAGCACCCCCUACUGGACAUGGUCGACCACCAGAGGAAGCCCACAUCACCUUCAUCCCCUGCACAGAGUCUGCCCCAGAUACAAGCAAUCAUCCUGUUUGGGGAGCCAAUCAAAUGGGAGACCAACCUGCAGUUGCUGAUUGACGUGCUUCUGACCAAUGGGAGACCUGGAAAUGUGCACAACACCCAGCUGUUGAACCAGCUCCCCAUUCUCGCCUGCAACAUGGACCUGCUGUGGAUGGCUGAGGCGCCGUCACCACGGUUUGGUCAUGGGAUGUUCCUGUUGUGUCUGGAGUCAGUCUACAAGAAGCUGACGGGCCGAGAGCUGUGCUAUGAGGCUCUGCUGGGUAAACCCAGUCUGCUCACCUAUCAGUAUGCCGAGCAGCUGCUACGACAGCAGAACCACAACCGCAAACUGACCACUGUCUACGCUGUCGGUGACAACCUCAUGACGGACAUCUAUGGUGCUAACCUGUACAAUCGUUACCUGGUCCGGCAGCACACUGCCAUGACAACCGCUGCCAAGCUGGUUGCCCAGGGAACAGGGAGUCAGGUGACGAUGGCAGAGGAGGAGGUGGUGUGUGCUGCUCAGUGUCGCUCUAUUCUGGUGUGCACAGGUGUCUAUAACCCUCGCUCCCUGUUGCCUGGCGACCAGAACAGUGGUGUCUCAGAGACGGUGUUUCAUGGUGACAAAGACCUGACGCUGGAGCCGGACCUAGUGGAGCCGAGUCAUGUGGUGGAGGACGUGGAGGCAGCUGUGGACCUGCUGCUGGAGCAGGAAAGCAGCAUGACCUCUGAGCUCUGAGCUCAGGACCAACAUGAUGAAAGAAACACAGAAAUAGAAGAACUCACAGCUCCGGAGGAUUCUUCUGUCUCUCAUCAAACUGAAUGUGGACCUGACUCUAACCGCUGAAGACGUUAAACGAACAUGAACUUCUCUGUGAUUAAUGUUGGGAACACAUAAUAAAGUUCAGAUGCGUUCCACUAUAAGCUUCAUCUGAUAGUUCACGCCACAGUCACAAACACACACAGCGCCACCCAGUGACGGAUGCUCAAACUGCAAACCAGCGUGCUACAAUGAUUAAAUGACAGGAGAUAUGAAGAAUGAGAGGGUUAGAGAUCCACAAGGAAACACGAUGAAUGGGACAAAUCCUACUAAUUAAACUGUUGCACACUCUUAUGCAGAUUAUUUUUGUUUAUUUGUUGUUAUGUUUUAACCAGUUAUUCACCUUUGGCAUGUUUGUUAGCAGAUUUUAUGUGUUUUCUUGAUUAUUUGUAUGUUUGUACUUUAGCUUCUGUUUACAUGUUUACCCAGACCUCAGAUGUUUUAAGUAUAUUUUAUGCAGUUUUAACAGAUUCAAGGUAUUGUUUAACAAACUGUUUUUUUCAUUUUGUUUUUUAUACCAGAAAUAGUGUAUUUAUAAAUAUUGUUCAUGAAUGUUUGACAGAUUUUGUUUAUUUUUUAACAUACUGCAGGUGUUUUCUAGAUUAUUUGGGUGUUUGGAUUUUAGGAUCUGUCGACAUGCUUUCCAGACAUGAUUUAUUUUUACCACAAUAAAUGAAUUUUUAAAAAACA